GCAAAGUUCGCUGAUUCCUCUGCUGAACUGUUGGUUCUGAUCCAUUCCUUUCAUGUUCAGAAAUCAGAGUUUUUCUGGUUUCCAAACAGGAACUCUGUGCUCACAUUGUUGUGUCUUCCUCCCAGCCCAGCAGGAUGUUAGUCACACGGAGGGAGGAGGAGGAGCAGAGAGGAAGAGGAGGCAGAUAAACAUCAGCCAGGAGCGCGAGAGGAGGAGGAGGAACUGGGAGGGCGCAGCAACCAGCAGCGGCUCCGGCGACCAGAACCAGUAGAAAAGGUAAGAACCAUGAAGACCCGAUCACACGGAGAGGAGGAGGAAGAGGAGCGGGGAUGGGUGAGUCUCAGUCGAGGUCAGUGAUGCUGCACCAUCAGGACCAACAUCUGAACCUGGCCUACAGAGGCGGCACCAACAGCUCCCCCCACAGGAACAAAGACAGCAACUUCAACUUCCUGCCAGGUGCCAACGACGAAGCCCAGGCAGAAACCAGGAGAGGAGGCGAUGAGAACCGGAACCAGGUCCGUCCCCGAAACCUGCCGUUGGGUCGCGACCCUCAGAGUUCGAGCCUGAUGUCGCCUCGCUCCCGCCUGCCCUGCUGGAGCCCACUGGAGCCGCUCCCUGAAAUCGAGACGGGGGAUGACGGGUACGGGCGAGUGCCGCCGGACGGAGCGGAGGAGUGGAAGAUGGAGGAGGAGGAGGAGAGGAUGAUGAUGUUUGAUGAGAAGAAGGAGCGCCAGAGGAAGGAGGAGGACCCGGAUGACGAAUGGGGAGACAGCGAGUCGGAGUCGGAGUUCAGCGGUCGCUCCGGCGGCAGCGUCUCCUCCCUGAUUGCUGAGAGUGGAGGCGAGGCGGGGCGCCUGGGCGGCUGGGACCGGAUCGGCGUUGGAGAGCCCAAAUCAAGCAAGCCUGAAGCCGGGCUGACCAGAAUCGAAGAUGUGAGACAGAGAAGCUUCAGCAACAAGCUGCCGACCGGGAGCGACCUGGAGAACCUGCCAGAGGAGCGUAACCACAGCGACAACCAAUCCUCAGACUCGGACGGUGAGCUGCCGGAGCUGAUGGACGCCGUGUGGACGCUGCGGGACCGCGAGCGCUUCAAGGCGCAGGAGAUGGAGAAGCACCAGGUGCAGCUGACCAUGUACCGCCGGCUGGCGCUGAUCCGCUGGGUGCGCACGCUGCAGGGCCGCAUCCAGGAGCAGCAGAACCGCCUGCAGUCCAGCUUCGACGUCAUCCUGACCCACAGGAAGGAGCUGCUGCGGAUGGGAGCCGCCGCCACCGCUGUCGCCCAAUCAUAGGAGGCCUACAGUGUGAUGUCACAGCGCCUGUGUCUCAUUGUGUUUCUGAUUGUAACGAUUCAAACUCAUUUUUCUGUGUCUGUAAAUGUGUGACUCUCUGCUGAACCCUAGAGCUCUACAUCAAUGUGGCGACGCCAUGGCAACGCCACGUCAUGACGACAGGCUGACCACGCUGUGAUGACAAUCCCAUGACGUUACUAUGACGACACUAUCAUAACAUUGUGAUGAUACUAUGACGUUGCCAUGACAGCUCCAUGACAACAGGGUGGCCAGACCAUAAUGAUACCGUGAAGGCAGUGUGAUGAUGACAACCAGUAUUGAUACCAUGACAACAGAGUCUUGACUCUGAACCAACCGUUCAUCUGUUGAACAUUUUGUGUUUGUAUCUGACUUAUUAUCCCAGAUUAAAGAAGUUUAUCUGAA
Poecilia reticulata (guppy) is the source of this 1712-nucleotide messenger RNA. RefSeq names its product chromosome 19 C1orf216 homolog (gene c19h1orf216). Lineage: Eukaryota; Metazoa; Chordata; Actinopteri; Cyprinodontiformes; Poeciliidae. The record is from RefSeq and is a predicted model, not a curated record.